Cicer arietinum (chickpea) is the source of this 2261-nucleotide messenger RNA. RefSeq lists its product as uncharacterized. The record is from RefSeq and is a predicted model, not a curated record. Lineage: Eukaryota; Viridiplantae; Streptophyta; Magnoliopsida; Fabales; Fabaceae.
UGGUUUGCAUCAGACCCGCGAAAUGUGCGUCUUGCAUUAGCUAGUGAUGGUUUUAAUCCUUUUGGUAUGAUGAGUACAAAUUAUAGUAUUUGGCCAGUUAUUCUCAUUCCAUACAACACUCCUCCAUGGGUGUGCAUGAAACAUACAUCUUUUAUAAUGUCAAUGAUAAUUCCCGGUAAAAAAAUGCCAGGAAAUGAUAUUGAUGUCUAUUUACAACCUCUAGUAAAAGAAUUAAAGGAGUUAUGGACAACAGGUGUCGAUACAUACGAUUCUUUUAAAAAAGAGAUGUUCACAUUACAUGCAACUUUGAUGUGGACAAUUAGUGAUUUUUCGGGGCUGGGUACACUUUCUGGGUGGAUCACUUACACUGGACUUGUUUGCCCAUCGUGUAACAUUGACUCUACUCCUCAUCGUCUUCCUCAUAGCAAAAAAAGGUGUUUUAUGGGUCAUCGUCGUUUUCUUGAUCAAAGGCACAGAUUUAGAUUGAACAAGGUUCGCUUUGAUGGUCAACAAGAUAUGCGUAGUCCACCUAAAAUGUUAUCUGGGCAUCAAAUUCUUGAACAGGUUCAAAAUAUUGAUGUCACAUUUGGUAGAAAGCCAGAUAAAGAAAGGUCGGGAAAAAGAAUACGUGGUGGACGACCUACACAAGGUGUCAAUCAACAAUGGAAAAAGAAAAGCAUAUUCUUUGAACUUCCAUAUUGGAAGGAUAAUCUUCUGCGCCACAAUCUUGACAUGAUGCAUAUUGAGAAAAAUGUGUGCGAUAAUAUCAUAUUUACUUUGCUAAAUGAUAGCACAAAAAGUAAAGAUCAUUUUAAUGCAAGAAAAGACCUUAAAGCUAUGGGCAUAAGACCUGACCUUUGGCCCAAUGAAAAUGGAAGAAUUUCUCCAGCCGUCUUUACUCUAACUACCUAAGGUAAGAAUAGAUUUUUAACAACUUUAAUGAAUAUCAUUGUGCCUGAUGGUUAUUCAAGCAACAUUUCUAGAUGCAUUGACAUGGAAAAUCUUAAGUUGAAUGGAAUGUUGAAGAGUCGUGAUUGUCACAUAUUGAUGGAACAACUUCUACCGUUAGCCAUUCGAGCAACCUUACCUGAUGUUGUGGUAGAAGAUGUGGUAGAAGAUGAGCCAGAAACAACACAGUUCCAAGAGACAUCCUCUCACUCUGAAGAUGUGGUAGAAGAUGAGCUAGAAAUUUCUCAAAAAAGGAAUUUUACAUUUUGGGAUGUAGAAGUCAUUAAUGAGGCGGGACAUAUUUCAAAGACACACUUAAGGGUAUCAGACGUGCUUGAAGCUCCUCCUAAUGUUAGCAGAAUAAUAACUAGAUGGAAUUCAAAUGGGCAACCGGUAGGACCAGCUGCUGGUUUGUUAGGCGGUUUUUUGGGUGAAGUUGCAAGGAAGUUUAAGGAUUUUCCUAUAAUUCAAAAUUUGUUGUCGAUGAUAAAGACAACAAAAAAUAUAUCCUUUCAAGCCUUGGAAAGAAAUGGCGAGAUGCACGAUGUAGGUUGUUUAAGAAAUUUUAUAAGUGGGAUAUUUCUUUGGAAGAAAAUUUACAAAAUUAUCCACGUUCUAUUAAUCAAGACCAUUGGACUAUUUUUGUCCAAUACAGGCGUAAGACAGAUACAAUGGAGAAGGCUGAUAAAAAUGCUGCAAAUAGAGAAAAGCUAACGAUCCUUCAUACAUUAGGCUCUAAGACGCUUGCAAGGAAGAGGGAUGAGUUGGAACUGAGAGAUGGUCGAAAAUACAGUAGGGGUGAAAUGUAUUCAAUUUGUCAUAAAAAGUCUGAUGGAUCAUUUGUCAACGACGAAGCCAAGGUAAAAUAUGAACAAUUGCAAGCUGAAAUUGGGAAGACUCCUUCUCCAAAUGAAGCAUUUGUUAAUGUGUUUGGAAAAGAACAUCCUGGAUAUGUUCGUUGUAUGGGACUUGGAAUAACACCAUCACAAAUUACUACAUCUACUUCUCACUCUGUAAGAUCGAUGUCUUCCUCUGAAGCUAAUGAAAAGAUGGAGAAAAUGCAAGCUGAAAUUGAUAGGCUUAAGAAAAGGGAUUCUGAAGUUGAUAUGUUGAAGGAGCAAAUUGCUUUCUUGAUGCAAAUGCAAAAUUCUAGAGACAAACAGGCAAUGGACAUAGAAUCGCCAAUAGAUGGUAGACGUUCAUCUGAGUCCAGCCACCAACCUGAUGAUCGUGGAACAACUUCAUUAGGGACUAAUUAGAUAUUUGGAUGAACUUCUAAGUUUGAUGGAGUUGUUUUGUAUUGUUAGCUACUC